Molecule: messenger RNA, 297 nt
Organism: Caenorhabditis bovis
Lineage: Eukaryota; Metazoa; Nematoda; Chromadorea; Rhabditida; Rhabditidae
Source: the annotation of a GenBank genome assembly
AUGGUUUCGUAUAAAGUUGAGCACAUCAAACUGAUAAAGGCCCCGAAAGACAUUAAGGAGCUACCGAAUAUUCUGAAUUCGGCGACAGAAGAAAGCGCUUGUGGACAGACACAUUUCAAGAUAGGCAAAAAGUAUAUCUUCGCUGGCUCUUCAUUAAGCAAUUCAUCAAUAUUUAUUUCAUUCUGUGAUUGGAGAGUUCCUUUGAAAUAUUACGACAUUAAAACGCUGGAGCUCAAUGCCGAUUGGGACAAAUUUGUGAAAUCCGUCGGAGAAUGCGCAAAGAAAUCAAACGUUUAA